AUGCUGACAGUAGCAAUCAAAAAGAGGUCCAAAGUUCCUGGUGUGAUGAUUACUCAAUUUGUAGAGGAAAUUCCUCCAGGAAAAAGCCACCCCGACUUCACACGGAAACCCAUCGCGCUGACUAUUCAGGAAGGAAAGCUAGCUUUCUUUAAAGCAAUCGUCACUGGGGAUCCAACACCGACUGUGAGAUGGGCUCGAAAUAACGGUGAUAUUUCUGAUGCAGAAAAAUACACGGUUGUUUAUGAGAAAAUCUCAGGAGAACAUCAGUUACAGAUGCCUAAUGUGACUGUAGAACAGGCUGACACCUAUAAGUGUUUGGCAGAGAAUGAGUUUGGCCGUGCAGUUGUUACUGCCACACUGAACGUAAUUGAAGCUCACCGUGAACAACCAGCCGAUUUCAAAAAGACUUUGAGAACUCGACGUGAUCAUCCAAAAGAAGAAAGAAAAGACGGAGAAGUUGAUGAAAGAUUCUGGGAGCUACUGUUAAGUGCUGAUAGGAAAGACUAUGAGCGUAUUUGUGCUGAAUAUGGAAUAACUGACUUCCGUUGGAUGCUAAAGAAGCUGAAUGAGAAGAAAAAAGAGAUAGAAGAACAGCAGGCACAGUAUGUUGAAUACCUGAGCAACCUGAAACAUAUUGAGAUCAAAAAUUCGGGAUGUGCGCAGUUUGAAUUUGAGAUGGAUCUUAAGGAUCCCAAUGCGAAAAUCUACCUCUUUAAAGAUGGUGUUAUGGUUGAAUUAAACUCUGACACGAAUGAAAAGCACUGCCUGCGUCAAGUUGGGAGGAAGUUUAUCUUCACUGUUAAUGGUCUGUCUCCAGAGGAUGCUGGACUCUACCAAGUAGACGUUGAAGGGGUCAAUAUCUUCUCCACAGAUUUUAAAAUUCCAGCAGCAGACUUCCUGGUAAAGAUUGAAGAAGUAAAAGCAGCUGAAAGAGAGGACGCAGUGUUCGAGUGUCUUCUGUCUGCUCCACUUCAGAAGAUCAAAUGGAUGGGAAAAAGUGCCCCCUUGGUUCAAAGCCCAAAAUAUGAAAUUACUGUGUCCAAGGACAUGCUGAUUCAUCGAUUGGUUGUGAAGGAUUGUAUGAUGGUGGAUAAAGGCAUAUAUGCUGCUGUGGCUGGAAUUAAGUCUUGCAAUGCCUGGCUGUUAGUAGAACCUGACAAUAAUCCCAAUAACCAUGGAAAGAAAGCAGCACGGAAAACAACUCAGGCCAGAGGGAGUGUGGUUGACUUGGAGAAGAUUGCAGCUGAGCAGCAAGCCAAGCUACAGGAGCAAGGAGAGUGGAAAGAGCUGCUCAAACAGCAGCAGAAAAGAGUUAGGACCGGCCCAUUGGUCCCUGACACUGUAAUAGAGUCAGGAGUUUACUUCACUAGUGGCUUACAAGACGUCAGAGCCAUUAUGGGACAAGCAGCUGAGAUUGUGUGCAAGUUAAGUGCACAAUGUGAUGGAGUGUGGUAUAAGGAUGGCAAAGAGAUAAACCCCACAGAUGACCUGACAAUUAUCAAAGAAGGAACAAUUCACAAACUAGUGAUUAAUAACUGUACAGAGGAUGACAGUGGAAAGUAUCGCUUUGAGGCAGAUGGUCGUAAAACAGAGGCUGUGUUUACUGUGGAAGACCCACCAAGAUUGAACCAAGAUGAUCUGACGAAGUUCUCAGAGCCUGUGGUGAUCAAAGUCGGCCAAAACGCCACCUUCAAAAUGAACUUUGUGGGUCGAGAUCCAAUGAAAGUUCAGUGGUACAAUGAGGGCGAAGAGCUGCAGAAUGACAUCAACAUUAAGAUUGAAAAGUCCCCCAACUACAGCCAGCUGUUCCUCACCAAAUGCCAACGCAGAGAUACGGGAGAGAUCAAGCUCAAGAUUAGGAAUGAAUAUGGAACAAUCGAGGCUCUAUCCAAGCUCAUUGUCUUAGACAAACCUACCAACCCUCUUGGCCCUGUGGAGGUAAUUGAGGCAUCUUCAUCUUGUGUGGAGUUUAAGUGGAGGCCUCCGAAAGACGAUGGAGGGUCACCUGUGAUUCACUACAAUCUGGAACGGCAACAGUUAGGACGAAACACCUGGAAGAAACUAGGAAAUAUUGCUGCUAAGCCCCACUAUAAGGACACCGACGUAGACCAUGGCAGGAAGUACAGCUACCGUAUUAGGGCCAUAACUGCAGAGGGCACCAGCGAUGUGUUUGAAACUGAUGACAUACAAGCUGGCACAAAAGCCUAUCCCAGUCCACCUUCUGCACCCAAAGUUGUUAGUGCCUUCAAGAACUGCAUCAACUUGUCAUGGAGCCCUCCAACCAAUACAGGAGGAACCAACAUUGUGGGCUACAACCUUGAAAAACGCAAGAAGGGGAGCAACUUGUGGAACCAAGUAAACUCCCCAGAGGAGCCAAUCAAAGCUAAACAGUAUGGAGUGAAAGACAUUGUUGAAGGAAUAGAAUACGAAUUCCGUGUUGCAGCCAUAAACUUCUCUGGUGCCGGAGAACCAAGUUCCCCAUCUGAGUUUGUUAUAGCCAGAGAUCCCAAAAAGUCCCCCGGUAAAGUCAUCGAUUUGAAGGUGUCAGACUCGACAUAUUCUUCUUUGUCACUGAGCUGGAUUAAACCAAAAGAAGAACAAGGGGUGCAAGAUGAAGCUAAAGGCUACUUUGUAGAACUAAGACCAGCUGAGAGCACAGAAUGGACCCGCUGCAACGCAAAUGCUAUUAUAACAACUUCCUACACAAUUCUUGGUCUGAAGUCUAUGGCCAUGUAUUGGAUACGGGUAGUUGCAACCAACGAAGGUGGAAAUAGUGAACCUCAGGAUCUGGACAAUUACAUCAUUGCCAUGCCCCCUCCAGUCAAACCAAAUUUUACUGAUCGAAAAAUGAAGAGCUUUAUGGUGGUGAGAGCUGGACAUGCUGCUCGGGUCAACAUGCGUUUUGAGGCAUCCCCCAUGCCCACAAUAACGUGGCUCAAAGAUGGAAUGCCUUUAUGUAAACAUGUGACUGUGAGCAACACAGAAGGCAGCUCCCAGCUCCUGAUUCCAUCUGCAGAGCGCUCUGAUACUGGAAUCUACACCAUCAUCAUCAAGAACAUAGUGGGCCAAGUGGUCUUCAGUACUGAGAUUAGGGUCACAGAUGAUCCAAAACCUCCUGGGCCAGUGGAGCUGGAGGAAAACGUCCCUGGCACAUUAACCGUCUCCUGGAGCCCGUCUUCGGAUGAGAAACGAGACGAUCAUCUGUACUACGUCAUAGCCAAACGUGACUCAGUCAAACAGACCUGGCACACGGUGGCUGACCGAGUGUUCAACAACAACGUCACAGCUGUAAACAUCAUGCCAGGGAGAGAGUAUAUCUUCCGUGUGUAUGCCAAGAAUGAUAUUGGGCUCUCUGCACCUUCGGAGUCGACAGUAUGGAAGGUUGUGAUUAAGAAAGAAAAGUUUACCUUCAGUUUACCUGAGCACAAAACCAUCAGCUUUGAGUCAGCGCCUACCUUCACAGUUCCACUAAAAACACACACCAGCCCUGAAAAAUACGAGUGCUACAUGAGCUGUGCCGUGAAAGGCAAUCCCACCCCACAUGUUACCUGGUACCGCAACAACAUCAGUCUCAACACAAACACAAACUACUACAUCUCCAACACCUGCGGCGUCUGUUCCUUACUGAUCCUGAGAGUGGGGCCUAAAGACAACGGAGAGUACAAAGUCAUGGCUGAGAAUUCUUUAGGACGUGCCGAGUGCACCACCAAGCUCACAAUAAGAGAAUGAAGAGAUGCUUCGUUGGUGAAAUCUAAGCUAAGCAUAUGUAUAAUAAAUCAUAGCUAUAAAGCUAAACCACAC
Trichomycterus rosablanca is the source of this 3801-nucleotide messenger RNA. It is a transcript of the gene igfn1.3, whose product is annotated as immunoglobulin like and fibronectin type III domain containing 1, tandem duplicate 3. The record is from RefSeq and is a predicted model, not a curated record. NCBI's taxonomy places the organism in Eukaryota, Metazoa, Chordata, Actinopteri, Siluriformes, Trichomycteridae. The coding region runs from base 1 to 3729 and encodes 1242 amino acids. Gene Ontology annotation, molecular function: protein binding. The transcript is spliced from 23 exons.